AUGGCUCAUCACACGAACCGAACUCCGCACGACCAAGGCCACUACUCGAUGCCAUACGGCUCCCAGACAGCUCAGUAUGCUGUCGCCCAGUCACCCGGCAUGGCCCAGACUUUCAAGGCUCUGCAGGAUGCCGGCUACGGUCAAGGAGCUUCAGCACCUGCUCCUCAGCAGAACAUGCGUCCCACUUUUGAAAAGCCCACCAUAUAUACCGUCUAUGAAAUGGAAGUGAACAACAUUGCUUGCAUGCGACGACGUUCCGACGGCUGGCUCAAUGCCACUCAGAUCCUCAAGGUUGCUGGUGUCGACAAGGGAAAGCGCACAAAAGUUCUGGAGAAGGAAAUUCUACCUGGCGAGCACGAGAAGGUCCAAGGUGGAUACGGCAAAUACCAAGGCACCUGGAUCAACUACCGCAGAGGUCGCGAGUUCUGCCGUCAGUACGGUGUCGAGGAUCUGCUUCUCCCCUUACUGGAACACGACCUUGAUGGGUCUGGCGCUGGUCAGACUACCGAGACGCCGACCAAGGAACAAGCCAUGGCCGCCAACCGAAAAAGAUUCUACGCCGCAGGUGCUCAAGAUAGAAAUGGAUCCGCUACUUCAAACACCUUCUUCCAAAACAUUUCUUCCAUGUCUUCUGUCGCUCUCGCUGCCCUGAACAAGGCUGCCCGCCUCAAUUCGCCAGCGCGCCCGAGUCACAUGAGACGAUCUUCCCAACAACAACAACAAAACACUUCUCACAGCAUCAUGGCUGACGCAAGCUACCAAGUUCCCGACUCUGGCUACAACACACAGAGCGCUGCAUGGAGAACCGCACCCGGUGGUCAAGAGCCCCCGAGAAAGCGUAUGAGACCCAACGAUGAUAUCCCUGUCGACGCUUCGAUAAUGUCACUCGAUCCAACAGAGCCUGGUGAAUCCUUCCUCCAGAGUACCCAGCAGUAUCUCGAAGAAAACGUCAACGGUUCAGAUGAACCCGUCACACUUCCUCCAUUACCAGUGCCCAUGGGCAUCGACGAAGAAAACAAACGCCUGUUACUCCUUGACCUAUUCGCCGAAUCAUCAAGACAAGACUUCGCUUCACAUCCGGCCCUCCUGUCUCUAUCACCGCAGGACUUGGACAUACCUCUGGACCCUUCGGCAAACACUGCUCUACAUUGGGCUGCAACGCUAUCGAGAGUACCAUUACUACGACUGUUGAUUCAGAAGGGUGCCAACAUAUUCAGGGGCAAUGCUGCAGGACAGAGUGCCCUGAUCUCCGCUGUCCUGGUUAACAACUGUUGCGAGCAUUCCUCUUUCCCCGACGUUUUGGAGCUUCUAAGUCCUCUGAUCGAGGUCAGAGAUGCUCAGGCGCGUACCAUUCUCCAUCACAUUGCUGUGUCUUGUGGCAUCAAAGGCAGAGCUCCUAGCAGCAAGUACUAUUUAGAGGCUUUGUUGGAGUUCUUGGUCCGCAGUGUAUCAAAGCCUGCACCGGUCGAGAAUGGCUCUGCAACUCCCGGACAGGCAGGCAAAGAGCGCAUGAAUCUGAUGCGCUUCCUCACGCAUAUAGUCAAUGCACGAGACAAGGCGGGCAAUACUGCGCUGAAUCUCGCCGCCAGAAUUGGCAACAGAGGUAUUAUCCAGCAGCUCCUCGAAGUCAAGGCCGACCCAACCAUUCCCAAUCAGAAAGGCAUAACAGCCCGCGAUUUUGGUGUGGGCGUCGAAGACGAGAACGGACAAGCAAACGCAGGAUUCAACAAUGCAUCAAACAUUGAUCCGAUAUUCUCACAAGCACCCAACCGUGCGCCAUCUCAGAACGCAACCACGGAAGGCGCGAACGAGAAAGAGCCGACACCUGUCUCCAACACAAACGUCAUCGAAGAACAAAACCAGGAUGUCAUUUCUUCACUCACGAGUAUGCUCACUGCGAAUCUCGCUCAGCACAAACAACUACUUGCCGAGAAGACUACUCAGAUUGACAAGCUCAAUGCUCAAAUACAAGAGUUGUCAGCAGUAGCAAAGACAGAGAGUGAUCAACUAGCAACUCUUCAGCGCCGUGCCAAAUCUCGUAGUGAAGCUCAACUCAAGAUCGCGAACUUGAAGCGCAUCCUUGAGGAACGUCACCGCAAUGGCAGAAAGGUAACAAAGACAAACACCGUAGUAGGUGAUGCAGACAGCUCUGUCUCCUCCGUGCUUGCAAUCGUGGACAAUCUGCCAUCCGAAGCUUCAGAUCCAGCACUGGCAGUGCAAAAACUGGCUCCGCCACUUCAGCAACAAGUUCUCAGCAACACACCCUCAAUUGCCGAGCUACGCACUCUCAAGAAACUCUACGAGACAAACAACGACCGUCUACACCAAAAAUCCACGCAGCUAAAAUCACGCUCUUCACAGCUCGAACAUCUGUACCGCAAAGUUGUAUCUUUGUGUACCGGUGUCGCUGAAGACAAGGUCGAGGAUCAACUAGGUGCGCUUCUGGCGGCCGUCGAGUCAGAGAAGGGAGCACUCGGAAGGGAAGAAGCAGGCAGAGUCAGGGAGUUUUUGAUCAAGGUCGAAGGCGUUGGUGGUGGCAGCGAGGUCGUUGCCGUGUAA
Messenger RNA from Aureobasidium uvarum, 2559 nucleotides. Lineage: Eukaryota; Fungi; Ascomycota; Dothideomycetes; Dothideales; Saccotheciaceae. The record is from the annotation of a GenBank genome assembly.